Messenger RNA from Dujonia railenensis, 462 nucleotides. The record is from the annotation of a GenBank genome assembly. Lineage: Eukaryota; Fungi; Ascomycota; Pichiomycetes; Serinales; Debaryomycetaceae.
AUGAUAACUAUAACCGGUAUUAUUGUUCUUGCUUUAAUCGCGUACUUUGCCAAAGAAUUCAUUACUGGAGGAAUGUCUAUCUCUAACCCACUUGAGAAUAGCACCACAGAUCUGGCUCCAAUUGUGGAGGGCCGCUUCACCCCUUUAAGUUUGGCAAAGUUUAACGGCACUGAUGAUCCCAAGAUCUUAAUUGCAGUGAAAGGGAAGGUGUACGACGUGUCCAAUGGAGCUUCGUUCUAUGGUCCUGGUGGGCCCUACGAGAAUUUUGCUGGUAGGGACGCACUGCGUGGGUUAGCUAAAAACUCGUUUGAGUUGGACUGCUUGACCCCAACUGACCAGCCAAUUGACCAGUUAAAGAACUUAACUGCCGACGAAAUCGAGUCCUUGGAUGGCUGGGAGCAGCACUUUGAGGGUAAGUACCCGCUUGUGGGAACUCUCCAUGAAAAUGGCGAUUCCAUAUAG